AAUUCGCUACUCUGCCUUUGGAUUUAAGAUCAUGUCCAUUCACAUUGUUGCAUUAGGAAAUGAAGGAGAUGGAUUUCCCGAGGACAAUCGCCAGUCAGGUCUGAUCUGGACUUAUCUAGGGAGAAGUGCUCUCGUUUCAGAGACAGAAAGCAGCUUGUUGCUGAACUCUGAUGCCAGCUCGAUUGCAUAUCCUGUAUUUACUGAAUAUCAAGCCUGUGUGUUUGGAAAUGUCAGACUGGUGGUACAUGAUUGUCCCGUCUGGGGCAUUUUCGACAGUGAUUGGUAUACCUCUCGAAAUCUUAUUGUUGGGGCCGACAUCAUUGUAAUCAAAUACUCUGUAAAUGACAAGUCUUCAUUUCAAGAAGUAAAAGAUAGUUAUAUUCCAGUGAUAAAAAGAACAUUGAGCCAUUGUUCAGUCCCAGUAAUAAUUUCUGCUAUUGGUAUCAGACAAAAUGAAGAAUUACCUUGUACUUGCCCACUGUGUACCUCUGAUAGAGGAAACUGUGUCUCAGCUUCUGAAGGAAUCCAACUUGCUAAAGAACUAGGAGCCACCUACCUUGAACUACAUAGCCUCAAUGACUUCUAUGUUGGAAGAUAUUUUGGAGGAGUGUUGGAGUAUUUUAUGAUUCAAACCUUGAAUCAAAAGUCAUCUGAAAAAAUGAAGAAAAGGAAAAAAGGCAGCAAGUGUCAUGGAAUUAGGCCACCUCAGCUUGAACAACCAGAAAAAAUGCCUGUCUUAAAGGGUGAAGCAUCACACUAUAACUCCGACCUGCAUAACCUAUUGUUCUGCUGCCAGUGUGUGGAUGUGGUAUUUUAUACUGAAGAUUUAAAGGAAGUUGUAGAAGCCCACAAAAUAGUUCUUUGUUCUGUAAGCAAUGUCUUCAUGCUGCUAUUUAAUGUGAAGAGUCCCGCGGAUAUUCAGGACUCCACUGUGAUACGCACUGCCCAGGAUCUCUUUGCUGUAAACAGUGAGACAACAUUUCCAGCUACUAGCCAAGGCCCUCCAUGCAACCCACCAGUAAGAGUCAUUGUUAAAGACUCUCUCUUCUGUUCUUGCUUGUCAGACAUUCUGCACUUCAUUUAUUCAGGUGCUUUUCAAUGGGAAGAGUUAGAAGAAGAUGUAAAGAAGAAGUUGAAAAAUCCCAGUGAUGUUUUAGGUGUAAUUGAGAAGGUUAAAUGUAUAUUGAAAACACCAGGGAAGAUGAAUUGCCUGAAGAAUUGCAGAUCCUAUCAGGCCAAAAGGCCCCUCUGGCUUUAUAAUACUUCUCUCAGGUUUUUCUUUAAUACACCCAUGCUCGCUGAUGUUAUCUUCAAAAUCCAAGGAUCUACUGUGCCAGCCCACAGAGCUGUCCUGGUGGCUCGUUGUGAGGUGAUGGCUGCUAUGUUUAAUGGUAAUUACCUUGAAGCCAAUAGUGUGCUAGUUCCAGUUUAUGGUGUUUCCAAAGAGACUUUCCUUUCCUUUCUAGAGUACCUGUAUACAGAUUCCUGCUGCCCAGCCAGCAUUCUGCAAGCUAUGUCUCUCUUGAUUUGUGCUGAGAUGUACCAGGUAUCUAGACUUCAGCACAUCUGUGAGUUCUACAUCAUUACCCAACUGCAGAGUAUGCCCAGUAGGGAAUUGGCAUCGACAAGCCUCAGUGUUGUUGGCCUACUUAAAAAAGCUAAGUUUCACAACUCUGAUUGCCUUUCAACAUGGCUCCUUCAUUUUAUUGCCACUAACUACCUCAUCUUCAGCCAAAAGCCAGAUUUUCAAGAUCUUUCAGCGGAAGAACGCAGUUUUGUUGAGAUGCACAGAUGGCCAUCCAACAUGUAUUUGAAACAACUUGCAGAAUACAGGAAGUAUGUUCACUCCCGGAAAUGUCGUUGCAUAGUAAUGUAACCUGAAGAUUAUAUUUUUUAAUUUGAUUAUGAAGACUGGAAGAUCUGUGGGCACCAGUAAAAUUUUA
This is a messenger RNA of Gracilinanus agilis (Agile Gracile Mouse Opossum), 1943 nucleotides long. RefSeq names its product Rho related BTB domain containing 3 (gene RHOBTB3). Gene Ontology annotation, biological process: regulation of proteolysis; proteasome-mediated ubiquitin-dependent protein catabolic process. The transcript is spliced from 12 exons. The record is from RefSeq and is a predicted model, not a curated record. Gene Ontology annotation, cellular component: cytoplasm. Gene Ontology annotation, molecular function: ubiquitin protein ligase binding; GTP binding; GTPase activity. Lineage: Eukaryota; Metazoa; Chordata; Mammalia; Didelphimorphia; Didelphidae. Bases 32 to 1876 code for a protein of 614 amino acids.